AUGAAAUCCCUCUAUGGUCUCAAACAAGCAUCUAGGCAAUGGAACAUCAAGCUCACUGAUGCACUUAUUGAGAAUGGUUACAAACAAAGUCUUUUUGAUCACUCUCUGUUCACAAAGCAGAAAGAAGGAGAAAUAGUCAUCAUAUUGGUGUAUGUAGACGAUUUAAUGAUCACUGGAAGCUGCUCUAACUUAGUCAAUGAUGCCAAGAAGGUCCUACACAGCAAGUUCAAGGUUAAAGACUUAGGCAAGCUGAGGUACUUUCUUGGAAUUGAGGUAUCAAGGUCAAAGAAAGGAAUCUUACUCAAUCAAAGAAAGUAUGCCUUGGAAUUAAUUUCAGAGGUGGGUUUGAGUGGUGCAAAACCAGCUGCAACUCCUAUAGAGUUGAAUCAAAAAUUGACAACUGUGGAGUAUGAUACAUGUGUUGGGAAAACAGGAGAUUUAGAGCUGAAAGAUAAUUCAGCUUAUCAAAGAUUAAUAGGAAGGCUGCUGUACUUAACAAUUACCAGACCUGAUAUAAGUUUUGCAGUGCAAACUUUGAGCCAGUUCAUGCAAAGGCCCAAAGAGUCACAUAUGGAGGCAGCAAUGAGAAUAGUCAGAUAUAUCAAAGGGGGACCAGGCAUGGGAUUACUGAUGGAGGCAGGACCUAUUGAUCAACUAGUGGCUUAUUGUGAUUCAGAUUGGGCAUCAUGCCUUAAUACCAGAAAAUCUGUGACAGGAUAUAUUGUUAAAUUGGGAAAUUUCUUAAUAUCUUGGAAAUCAAAGAAACAACCUACAAUAAGCAGGAGUUCAGCAGAAGCUGAAUACAGAAGUAUGGCUGCUGCAACUACUGAGAUUACAUGGUUAACAGGAUUGCUGGAAGACUUAGGAGUUAAAUAG
Messenger RNA from Nicotiana attenuata, 876 nucleotides. RefSeq lists its product as uncharacterized. The record is from RefSeq and is a predicted model, not a curated record. The transcript has a single exon. Lineage: Eukaryota; Viridiplantae; Streptophyta; Magnoliopsida; Solanales; Solanaceae. Bases 1 to 876 code for a protein of 291 amino acids.